GGUAAAGAACGAUCGGAAAUGGCGGGUGAACUCGCCGCCUCCUCAGCUGCCGGCGGCAUUGUCGAAUCGUGUUUCGCCAGUUCGGGAAAUCUCCAUCACUAUAAAUGUGCUCUUCCCUUUCCUUCCAAAAUCCUUUCCUCCCAACAUCUUUAUUUGCUUCCUGCGACUGCUUUCCCCUCUCCGUGUGCGAAUUCUGACUCCCAGCUCCAUCAAUGGCGAAGGUCAAGAUCGGAAUCAACGGUUUCGGAAGAAUUGGGCGCUUGGUCGCCAGAGUAGCGUUACAGAGAGACGAUGUCGAGCUCGUCGCCGUCAACGAUCCUUUCAUCACCACUGACUACAUGACGUAUAUGUUCAAGUACGACAGUGUUCACGGGCAAUGGAAGAACCA
This is a messenger RNA of Linum tenue, 388 nucleotides long. The record is from the annotation of a GenBank genome assembly. NCBI's taxonomy places the organism in Eukaryota, Viridiplantae, Streptophyta, Magnoliopsida, Malpighiales, Linaceae.